Stegodyphus dumicola is the source of this 3146-nucleotide messenger RNA. It is a transcript of the gene Art4, whose product is annotated as arginine methyltransferase 4. The record is from RefSeq and is a predicted model, not a curated record. NCBI's taxonomy places the organism in Eukaryota, Metazoa, Arthropoda, Arachnida, Araneae, Eresidae. Gene Ontology annotation, biological process: chromatin remodeling; peptidyl-arginine methylation, to asymmetrical-dimethyl arginine. Gene Ontology annotation, molecular function: histone H3R2 methyltransferase activity.
UCGACAUCUGUAUACCUCACAAUUACCCACUUACCUGUUUGUUACAUUGUGUGUGUUGUCUUUAUAAUGAGACCUGUAAAUUUUUGUACUUAUGUGAUUUGUUGUGUAAUGUGCAGUGUUUUGACAUGAGAAGAAGCCGAGUAUAAUCCGAACUCAUUUUAAUGCAUAAUUGAGUUUUAUCUGCUUAUAAUUAAUUAAUUGUACUAAAUAUGGCGGCCACAUUUGAAGACGUGCUUGUUUCAUCUUUGUCUGAAGAUAUGAAGAAAAGUGAGAAAAUUCCUUUUCCUGUGACAUUACAUGUUGCGGAUGAAUUUGAAAAUUUAAAUUUAGUUUUUAAACCAAGUGGUACAAAUAGUCCAGAUUCUCUUUUAGAAAUUCAAUUUGAUAAAGAUACUGAUGGUGCAAAAUUAGGUAGUCAUGCAUAUGUUAUAACAAAGGACAUGACUACUCUUCAUUUACAAUUUCGUAAUGCAAAUGAUCUCUCGAGAUUUCGAAGUAUAAUUGAUGGCUUUCGAAAUGGGCGCAAUUCUAUGUUUUCCAUUAGAACCGAUGAUUCUUCUGCUACACAGUAUUUUCAGUUUUAUGGGUAUUUGUCACAACAACAGAAUAUGAUGCAAGAUUAUAUUAGAACAUCAACCUACCAAAGAGCUAUUUUAGCAAAUCUGGAUGAUUUUAAAGACAAAAUUGUACUCGAUGUUGGUGCAGGAUCUGGCAUAUUGUCUUUUUUUGCCGCCCAAGCCGGUGCUAGGAAAGUGUAUGCUGUAGAAGCUAGUUCUAUGGCAAAACAUGCAGAGACUCUUGUAUAUCAUAAUAAAUUAUGUGGUCGAGUGAUUGUCAUUCCUGGAAAAAUUGAAGAAAUAAGCCUUCCAGAAAUGGUUGAUGUUAUUAUAUCUGAACCUAUGGGUUAUAUGCUUUUUAAUGAAAGGAUGCUCGAGACGUACCUCCAUGCAAAGAAGUGGUUAGUCCCUAAUGGUAAAAUGUUCCCUUCUAGAGGUGAUCUACACAUAGCACCAUUUAGUGAUGCUGCCUUGUAUAUGGAACAGCUAAAUAAGGCUAAUUUUUGGUAUCAGCAAUCAUUCCACGGCGUAGAUCUUGCUAGUUUGCGCGAUGCAGCUGUAAAAGAAUAUUUUAGACAACCUAUUGUUGAUACAUUUGAUAUCAAUAUUUGUAUGGCCAAAUCAUUGCGUUAUACUGUAGACUUUCAAGUAGCUCAAGAAACCGAUUUGCACAAAAUAGAUAUUCCUCUGACAUAUACAUUGAAUCAGACUGGCGAAAUUCACGGUUUAGCAUUCUGGUUUGAUGUUGCCUUUUUUGGUUCUACGCAAACAGUUUGGCUCUCAACUGCACCUACUCAACCUUUAACACACUGGUAUCAAGUGAGGUGCCUUCUCGAGACGCCAUUAUUUGCACAGCGAGGGCAAACUGUUUCCGGUAAAGUGGUCCUUAAUUCAAAUAAGAGGCAAAGUUAUGAUGUAGACAUUGAGUUAACGAUUGAUGGGAGCAAUAUCAGGGCAUUUAAUACACUAGAUCUGAAGAAUCCAUUUUUCCGUUACUCGGGGCAACCUCCUCAGCCUCCGCCCGGAUGUAAUGAAACAUCUCCAAGUGAGGGUUAUUGGCAAACUAUCGACACGCAGACAGCCAAUAAUGCCAAUUUAGUUGUUAAUGGUAUAACUCUGAUGAAUGGUGACACUGUAAUGGAUGCUCAUCCUGUGCAACAUCAUCUGUCCCACAGUCCCAUUGGUUCUCACCAGACUAGCACAAUUAUUCCAUUGGGUAACUUACAGAAUUCAGGAAAUAGUCCAAACAGCCGAACAACAUCUAGAAUUCAAGCAAGCGUUCCAACGAGUUCCAUCGGAGGUGGAAUUUCCCCGUCAUUGUUUACACAGCAACAGCAGCAUGUUGUGCUUGGAAACACCACUCAUUUCCCAGUCAGCAACAGUUUAAUGAUUGGAGAUUAUGCAACACCGGGGAAUAUUGUCAUGCCUGGCCAGAUUGACUUGGUGAAUGCUUUCAAGCACUCCUAGAACUGUACAACCUCUACAGUAUUAAGAAACUGUAAUAGGGUCUUGUGGACUGAAGAUCCGUGAUGGCAAUUAUUUUUCUUCCAUUCUGUUUUUGAGUUCUUUAUACCAAAAUGACUAUGCUAGAUUGGUGUAAUUCAGAAACAGUUUGUAACCAUAUAUCAACAAUUUUUAUCUUGUUUUAAAAAUAUUAUUUGAAUUAAUGACCAUCUUUUAGCAAUUUAAAAUUGAUAUAUUUUUUAACGUUUCUUGUAUUUCUUUCUUUUAAUGUUAAUAAUGAAAAUUUCAUGAAAUUUUCAUUGCAAAUUGAUGCCAGUUCGGUUUGUUCAUAAAUAUAGACUAGCAUUUCUGAUGUUCUAAAAAUAGAAAUGGAAUUUUUAAAAAAGCUCUAUGUCACAUUUGCAGCAUACUCACGAUCAAUAUUUAGGCUUCUUAAAUAUACUACUAAAUGACUGAUAAUGGAUGACAUGUAUAUAUCCAGUGUUUAGUAUGCAGUGUGUGUAAUCAGAAUAUUUUAUCAUUUGGCAGUUGAGAGAUGUUUAUUGGUAUUCUAACACUUACUUUUAUAUUAUUUAUUUCCGAUUCAUGUUACCUCUGGAUACAUGCCAUGAAUCGGCAUGUGCUGAGUGUUGUUGUUAAUUUAUUUCAUGUAAAGUUUUGUAAUAUGCUUUCUGCCUUUUGAAUGAUUAAAAAAUCACUUGCAGAUAAUUUAUUAUUUGAUGCUGUUAUUAUUAAGAUAUCUGAUGUUCUUGUAGACCCUAUUACAUAUUAGAACACAUGAAUUCUUUUAUGGUCACUAAAAAUUGAAAAGCAAAAUGAUGAAAUUUAGAAUAAUGUGCACCAGUGGUUUUCAAACUGUUUCUUAGACUGCAGAACUUUUAUUUUAUAUGGAUCUCAAUAUUCAAAGUAUUUUACUCUAAGAAUAUGUAGUAGACUGCAAAAUAUUUAUUUAACCCGUUAAUGCCCAAAUUAUUUUUUAAUGAGAAUUUGAAAAAUAUUUUUAAAUUACAUUUCAUAUAUCAUAAAGUAAUUAUGAAGUUUUAUUCAAUUACCUUAAUUAGCAGUUCAGAUAAUAAGUGAUCUAUAAAUAGAUCGCUGGGCACUUCUGGUAAUUAAAAAAAAAAA